This is a messenger RNA of Penicillium malachiteum, 1074 nucleotides long. Its product is annotated as putative 6-hexanolactone hydrolase. The coding region runs from base 1 to 1074 and encodes 357 amino acids. NCBI's taxonomy places the organism in Eukaryota, Fungi, Ascomycota, Eurotiomycetes, Eurotiales, Aspergillaceae. The transcript has 4 exons. The record is from RefSeq and is a predicted model, not a curated record. Gene Ontology annotation, molecular function: hydrolase activity.
AUGGCUACCUUCAAGCGAGUCGAUGUUCCCGAGCUGACUUUGCAGGAGAAAGCCGAUAUCCCCUUCCUGAAGGUUGGCCUCCUUGUUAGAUUGCUGUACACUGCACUCACGGGCGUGUUUCGGAGUAAAUUGUACCCAAAGAAUUUCCGGCAUCAUCUUCUCACUACGCUGUAUCGAACUUCACCAUUCUCGGCUCGACAACACCAGCACAUAAACCUGUCAGCUCCAGAAGUCUAUGAAUUGUGCAUGAAGAACAGAGGUCUUGAACCAGAAGGCCUCUCACUUCCUCAUAAUGCAGACGGCUACUGGAUUGGCAAUAAGAAUGCGAAGAAAGUAUUAGUUUACUAUCAUGGUGGCGGCUUUGCUAUGGCACCACUUCCAUCGCAUAUGAAUUUCUUCAUUGAUCUCAUCCAAGUCCUCAAUGAUCAUGGAAACGAUAUCGCCGUGUUCUUCCUUCGUUAUACAUUAACACCACACGCCAAAUACCCAACCCAGCUUCGCCAAGCUGUCGAAGCUCUGCGCUACAUUCUCAACGAAACAGGCCGAUCCCCAGCUGAUGUCGUCCUCGGUGGAGAUUCAGCUGGUGGCAACUUGGCUAUGUCGACCCUGCUACACCUAUCACAUCCACACCCUGAGAUUGAGCCACUCAUACUGGAAACACCGCUGGCAGGUGCUUUCGGGUUUGCGCCCUGGGUGAAUUUCAAUACCAGAGACUGGCCGUCCAUGACAGAGAAUAAAUAUAGGGAUGUAUGUACGGCUGGUGGGCUGGAUGUUUGGUCUGGAAUGUAUCUGGAUGGACGGGAAGGAGAUAAUUGGAGUGAGCCUAGUAGAGCUCCAGCUGAGUGGUGGGCAGAUGCAAAGACGGAGCAUAUUUUGUUGCUGGUUGGUUCGAAUGAGAUUCUAUUUUCACCAAUUGAGGCUUUCGCGAAGAAGGUUAAGGCUGUGUUCCCUGCGACAACUUUUCUUGUUGGGGAGGAUGAGACUCAUGAUGCUCAUCUGUAUGUCGAUGCGGGAGUUAAAGAGGGAACACAGACAGGGAACGAGUUACGACGAUGGGUGGCUGCUCGCCUGUAA